AAAGUAUAGCUGCCUGAAUAAUCACACGAUUAAUACACAGGAAAAACGCAAUUUAAUAGACAAUUUACGUUCUUUUUCUUCUUCACUUGUUUAUUCAUAGUUAAUAAAGACUCCAUUGAAAAAGAAACAUAAGAAACACUUUGUAAAUUGUAAGGCAAUUUGAAAAAAAUAUUUAUAAAUAAAGAGAUUCACGGAGUUUCACUGAAAAUAUUAGCUGCUAGCAUUCAAUCAACAUGGACUACAAUAUUUCAAUUAUGUUCAUAAUUUUACUUUCAACCUUUAAAGUGGGUGCAUCAUCAGACUGGAAUAUCAGGAACCUUCUUCAGCAAUACUUUACGUUGUGUGGCCGAAGUCACUUUUGCUUUAUGCAUGAUUUUCUCUUUCCAUGGACAACACAAGCUGAUAAUAUCCAGCACAACUGUCCGCCAUGUUCCUGUCAAAAAAAAUGCUGGUCAGAUUGCAACUGUUGUCCGGAUUUGUACUUCUCCUAUCCAGAGCCUAUCUGCACAUCUGCUGCCAUUCUAAAUGAAUCAUUAUACUACGACGGAAGUUCUACCUUUCUUGUGGUCGAUUCCUGUCCCAAAACUACAGUCGAAGAGACAAAACGGAAAUGUGAAGGUGAUUCGAGUUCUACCGAGAAAAUUCUCUUUCCUCCUGUGACCAGUCAGAACACCCCCCUGGCGUACCUUAACCGUUACUGUGCUGACUGCAAUAAUGAUUUCCAGUACGAUCCCUGGCCAUUAAGUAUUGUCUGUGACGAGUUCUUAGACAUAAACUUCUUUUCUUCGUACGAAGAAUUGAUAGAAAAGGGGAAAAUGAAUCGGUGUAACAUAUUGUCAUAUCCUCCGCAAGAAGAGAUCAACUACAAGUGUACACAAGAUAUGCAAGUACAAGUGCACUUUGACUCUUGCAAUAAAACCGGAAGCUGGAAAACAUUUGACUACGAUAUUAAAAGAGGUUGCGAAUCAAGGUAUAUCAAUAAGGACAAGAUGUAUAAAAACAUGUUCUGCAAAAUCUGCAACCCUCCUAUCUAUACAGAGAAUGUGAUUGGUCGAUGUAAUGUCACAGGUAAGUGGGAUGAAUACGAUCCAACACAUGAAGGAGCAUGUCUAAGCAAUGACACUAACCCGGGUUCAAUUCCGUAUAAAAAUGUAUUCUGUUUUUCAUGCAAUAAACCUGUACGAUUCAAGUCAAAUUUUCUUGAUGUCGACGCAGAAAUAAAGACAAAAAUUGGUGAUAUUACAAAUACCGAAGUAUCUACAACCUUUCAUUAUGAAAUAAACAUUUUUAACUUUGAUGAGGACUUCUUCCAAACUAAAAUCAAUGGUGAGCAAGCGGAUUUUAAGGAGAGGUCUAACGAAACCACAAAAGAUGCAGUUACCCAGUCUCCAAACAUAACAAACCUUGUAUUCAAAAGAAUUUCUCUAGAAGGUAACAUGAACACUUGUGGAAACUAUGGUAUUCCAAACCUGUUUUCUUCUUUCGAAAGUGAUUGUUCAUGUGACCCAAAAUGCAUUUUUACUGAUGGUCUUUACGGAUCUCAGAGGUGUUGUGCUGAUGUCCCUCUAAGAAAUCCCUCGGUUUGUCUGAGUGAAAAGAAAUUAUCGAGGAAAGAGGCACAACGGAACGCAGAAGAACUUCUGGUUACAAGUGGGUGCUAUGGAAGAAAAGAAAUACCAGAAUUUAUUGUAAGAGGAUGUCAUCAACAAUUUGAAGAUGUUUUUUCAAUGCACCCUGUCACAGAUCAAUCUGAUAUCCCGUAUCUAAAUAUGUAUUGUUUACAAUGCAACCAGUUUCCAUCAACCAAACUAGUAUGGCACAAACCAUGGGACAUCACAGCAGAUUGUUCCUUCUAUAUAGACAUGUCCAAUUUCUUACUUUUUUUGGAUUUUCUAAAUGCAUUACAAGCUGCAGGAUGUGAAUCAUAUUAUCACCCUCCUCGUUCAGUGACUUCUUGUCAAAAUAGCAAGGGUAAAACGUGUUUCCGGAAAUCUGACAACAUAAUAGACAAAUGUAACAAAACAGGAAACUGGCCACAUAAAGAUCCGGAUAUUCUCUGGGCAUGUGAAUUGAUGCCACCUGGUUCCUUGCCUUUGUGGCACGAGAAUGACAAUGGUCAACUGACAGCUUAUAAAAAUGUUUAUUGUGCGUUAUGCAAUCCCCUGGAAUGGUCUGAUGCCUUUGUUGACAACUGUUCCUCUGGAGUCAGUGAAAUCAGCCUUAAAAAGUGCAACUUUUCCCCCAAAAUCUAUUUUACAUAUCCUUACAAGAAUACCUUUUGUGAAAUUUGUACAAAUGAAUCUCUGAAAAUUAAAACAGACUCUAGCAAAAUUUGCUACGGAUCCGAACACCCAGAAGUAUCCGAGAGAAAAGACUUUCUUUUGCGAUAUUAUUUCUCACCGUUCAGACCUGUUAUGAAAUCCUUAAAUUAUUUAUAUAAAUAUCCGAACGACAAUUACAGCCCCGAAGAAGCCAGUGAACGUCAAUGUAGGGAAGCACAAAACUCAUUGAUGGGAGGCUGCAGAAACGUCACAUGUUAUCCUGGAAAAACUCUGAAUCUUGGUCAGUCUUGUUUGCCACUAUUUAGAGAAGCACGAAAUCUCCGGUACCGUAUGGAUGCCUAUUUCAACUGCUCUACUCAGUUUAACACUUCUAUUGGGGAUAUCUUGACACAUAUUCAUCGAUUUACAUUCUCUAAAUUGCAAUCUCUCUUUGGACAAAAUUCUGUGAGAGAACUGAUAACGGACAUUAAUUUACCUUGUAAUAGAGAAACUCUUCUGGAAAAUUAUUUUCAAUUGCAUUUGAGUUUCAAAUUAUUUUUUGAAAAUCCAGUCCAGAGACUUCAAACAGAAUUAGAUCUCUUGUAUAUCAAGCACAAUUUCAGCAUUCCCGGUUUCAUCAUGAUUUCAAAUGUACCUUCCCCCGAAUCUAACUGGUCUUGUUCCUUUAGCUACGUCAAUACUUCUUAUGAUUGGGCUAAAUAUCGUGAAGUUCGAGUGAGCAAGCUUUUAGUUUGCGCUCAAAUAGAGUUUAGUCCACAAGAAUUUGAAAUUUAUAAAACUGGAGAGAAUAACAAUAUUCUUCUAAAAAUGUACAACAUAACUUUAGAGGAUGACGAUUUUGAUAUUUUGCCCGAAGGCCCAGCAAGAGUAUGUGUCUCUACGUUGCGUCAGAUUUAUGAUGACACAAGAACGACUUACAAAUCUACUCUGAAGGAGAUUUCACAGGAUUCCACUAUAGAAUUUGCCUUCCAGACGCUGUCCUGUAUUUUUCUAUUGAUUACGUUUUGCACCUACUGUAUCUUCCAGGAGCUCCGGACAUUGCCAGGAGGAACUAUUAUGAUUCUUAUUGCUGUUUUGUUCGCGACAGACGUUUUCAUCCUUAUACGCAAAGGUAAUGAGGUCAAUACUAAGGGAUGUUUUGUAUAUGGAAUAAUUACCCACUACCUGUGGCUUAGUUCAUUCUUUUCUAUGAACAUAUGUAGCUUUCAUUUGUAUCGAGUAUUCCACUCAAAAUUUGCUCUGCACAACCAAGCUAACAAAUGGUGCAUCUUGGGUAAAUAUUCAGUUUAUAUCUUUGUUACCCCGAUGGUGGUUGUUUCAAGCAACAUAGCAGUGUCGGUGGCAAAACAUAAUGAUAUCGGAUACGGAAAAGUAAAAUGCUUUAUAGAUGAAAGCCUACACUUGAUCGUAUCUUUCCUCCUUCCUGUUGGGUUGCUGUGUACAGUGAACUUAAUUUUCUUUAUCAAAACCUUGUCCACAAUAAUUCGAUCCCCCAAAGUCCGCAAGAAUAAAGCAACGACAAAUGAGUUCUCCAUAUUUGCGCGCUUACUCACAAUAACCGGAGCAACAUGGUUGUUACAGAUUCUGGACGGCUUUCUAGAAGAUUCGGGGUUCUCCGAUGUGGUUGGCGCAAUUAACAGUCUACAAGGUGUAUUUAUUUUCAUUGCAUUCAUGUGCAGUAAGAGGACGCUUCAAUUAUAUAGAAAAUUAAUUUUACGACGUAGAAAGAAAGAGGGUUCAGCAACACAUGUUACCAGAAGUACCGAAGAAACUCGUAUCAAAUAGGGAAAUUCGGUGCGAGACAUUUUAAAAGUGCUGUAUUUAUUCUACGCAUAAGGUAACUUCCUCUCUUUGAUACCCCUAGAAUACAUGUACAAAGUAGCAUCCUAAUACAGAACCUAACAACUCGGCCUUAUGAUGGAGCCUCAGAGCCAAUUUUGAUUACAGUGUCUUGCAAAUCUGAAAAAUUAUUACAAUGUUCAAGCUAAUAAGUGUAACAUUAUCAAAAGUAAGACAAAAUAAAUAUUAAAAUGCUCACUGGAAUCUGUUUUAAAUUUCAAU
Saccostrea cuccullata (small rock oyster) is the source of this 4343-nucleotide messenger RNA. RefSeq lists its product as uncharacterized. Gene Ontology annotation, cellular component: membrane. Gene Ontology annotation, biological process: G protein-coupled receptor signaling pathway; cell surface receptor signaling pathway. Gene Ontology annotation, molecular function: G protein-coupled receptor activity. Bases 234 to 4067 code for a protein of 1277 amino acids. The record is from RefSeq and is a predicted model, not a curated record. Lineage: Eukaryota; Metazoa; Mollusca; Bivalvia; Ostreida; Ostreidae. The transcript has 2 exons.